This is a messenger RNA of Eriocheir sinensis (Chinese mitten crab), 2248 nucleotides long. RefSeq names its product titin-like. The transcript is spliced from 4 exons. The coding region runs from base 287 to 2248 and encodes 653 amino acids. Lineage: Eukaryota; Metazoa; Arthropoda; Malacostraca; Decapoda; Varunidae. The record is from RefSeq and is a predicted model, not a curated record.
UGAUACGCGUGUACGACCUAUAUUGCUACUGUGGUUCCAAGCUCGCGUUUCUGAAGACCGUGAAUCACCUGCGUCAGUAUUAAGCAUGGAACACCUGCCGAGGCUGUUAAUUAGUUACGAAGGUGAAGGUAAAAAAACAGGGAAAUUAGGGGGAGGAAGAGGAGGAGGAGGAGGAGCCUCGCAUCCUCCCUAAAACACACACACACACACCAGACUUUACAUCCCAAUUCCUCGCCGUCGUGUGUGUGUUCCUGUAACGGAGGAAGACCCGAGAGGAUUAUUUUCCAUGCCCGGUCUGUGUUCCGGAGGCCAUUCUGUUUUUAAUCCCAGAGCGGUUUUCUGCCACACAACCGCAAGUCUUCUUAAUUUCAUAAACUUUCAUUCAAUAAUCAUGAACGUUUUCGUUGUCGGGACGAUCCUCAUCUUGUUGGGCUUGGGGCCCAUCGCUGAAAGUACCGGCGGGGUAGGGGGGCUCCCGGGGCUCCCAGACAACAACCCGCGAUGUGCCGCCCUGGUGGAGGCGGCCAAGGCCGAGUACCGAAAACUGUACGCGGCGGGACUGAAAGAUGCACCAAAUUUGAUGGAUCUGAUCCUGACAAGUUUGGGGAUUGCUUCAAAUAACACCUUUAAGACCAUAGAAAGAAAAGUCUUUAAUAAUACCGAUGAAAUGGGGCAUGAAACCGGAAAAAAGACAGUCGUUGAGAAGACGACAGAGACUGACGUAGCACCCAACGGAACUGUAUCAAAGACUUCCGAAACCACGGUCGAUAUAGAUGAGGACGGCAAACAAAGUGGUGAAAAAUCUGUUACCGAAAAAGAAACCAUGACAGGACAUACUCCAAACAAUGGGACCAUAGCACAGACGGUGGACGUUAGAAAGGUAAUGGACGAAGCGGGUAAUGAAAUAAAGGAGGAAGUUGUUAUUAAGAAGGAAUUAAUAGUACAACCUCCUACCAAUACGACUGACGCAAAUCUUAUCGUUCCAAAAGUAGGGGCGGACGACAAAGGUAAUAACAAAACCGAAUUAAAACUUGGUGGCUCAGGAAAGAGCGAUGGACUUCUGAAUGUAGAACGAACUGAGGAAAUAAAGGAGAUUAUGCCCGGCAAUAUGACGAAUGAAGUUUUAGUAAAACAGAAGGAAGAACAACUUUCUCCACAGGAAAGCACUAUUGUGACAUCUGUGGAAAGGAAGAAUGUUACAGAAAAGGAUGAUGGACUUCUGAAUGUAGAACGAACUGAGGAAAUAAAGGAGAUUUUGCCCGGCAAUAUAACGAAUGAAGUUUUAGUAAAACAGAAGGAAGAACAACUUUCUCCACAGGAAAGCACUAUUGUAACAUCUGUGGAAAGGAAGAAUGUUACAGAAAAGGGUGAUGGAAAAGAUGUCGAGAAAGAAACUGUAAUUCAAAAAGAAGUCGAAAAGAAUGUGUGUGAUAGCGACAUCAAAGAGGUUCGUAACGAAAAACAUCUUAAUGAAACAAUUGAAGACUUGAAACACCAAGUUGAUGACGUGAAAAACAAGAUUAAGGAAGAAAAAGCAAAGGCUGAAGAAACAAAUGCUACGCGUAGCCUAUUCGAACCAAGUGCUGCCCCUAUCAUUCAAGAAGGUAAAGUCGUUGAAAAGAUAGUCCCUGCUGUGACGCCGGCGAAGGUUGUUGAAAAGAUUCCCCCUACGGUGACGGAAGGAAAAGUCCCCGUUGUUAAAGAAGAGAAGGUUGUUGAGCAGGCUGCCCCUUCGGCGACAGAAGAGAUCGUAAGUGUCUCUAAGGAGCAAGAAGAAGUCCCUGUUGUGGCAGAAGAGAAGAAGGUUAUUGAAAAGAUUCACCCUGCGAUGACGGAAGGAAAAGUCCCGGUAGUCCCUCAACAGGAGGUUGUUGAAAAAGUUGCCCCGUCGCCGACAGAGGAAAAAGUUCAUGUUGUGACACAAGAAAGGGCUAUUGAGCAGAAUGCCCCACAAGAAAGGGUUAUUGAACAGGCUGUCCCACAAGAAAGGGCUAUUGAACAGGUUGCCCCACAAGAAAGGGUUAUUGAACAGGCUGUCCCACAAGAAAGAGUUAUUGAACAGGUUACCCCACAAGAAAGAGUUACUGAAGAGGUUGCCCCACAAGAAAGGGCUAUUGAACAGGCUGUCCCACAAGAAAGGGUUAUUGAGCAGAAUGCCCCACAAGAAAGGGCUAUUGAACAGGACCAGUGCCACGUCUCUCCUUCCCUCCUCGACAUCCCUAAAGGUGAGUGCCAUCAACAGGAGUGA